AAAAUCUGUUUGAUUUUCAGAUGAAAUCCUGAGAAACGAACACUGAGAAAGAUGAAAGCCAGGCAGCCUGUCAUCUCAUUGGAUAUUUAGGUGCGUCCCCAACACAAAGAUCCCUCAUCCGAGCACCUUAGCCAAGGCACAGGCAUUGUAAUGUCUGUGAAUGACACCUGAUAUGGCUGCUCGGGCUUACAGCUUUUCAAACAGUGAUUGCUUACCGCGAAUGUUUUAAAAUCAAGUCUGGACGCGGUGCGCGUGCACUGAAGACGCCGCAAAGGUCUCUAUCAUGCUGAAGGUGCAUUCUGAGAGGUAGCAGUUCAAACGCUUACUUCAAGACAGGCUCAUUUAAUAAUUUCAUCCUUCAAUUCCCAUGAUGGCUCUGACCUGCCUUUGUGAGUCUUUGAAUGGAUCAGAUCAGGAUUAUGAGCUCUGCAACAGCACUACAUUCAACUUUACCGGCAAUGAGAGUGGACGCUGUCACCUUCAGACCAUGGAUGAAGUUCUGUUUAGGCUUCUGGGCCCUAGGCGAUCUUCUUUCUUCUUCCCUGUAACCAUUACGUACACCCUCAUCUUCACCACAGGAGUCUUGGGAAACCUCCUCACUUGCACUGUGAUCACUAAAGACAGGAAGAUGCAGACACCCACCAACCUAUAUCUAUUUAGCCUGGCUAUCUCAGACCUGCUGGUGCUGAUCUUCGGGAUGCCACUGGAAAUCUACGAGCUCUGGCAGAACUAUCCCUUCCCCUUUGGCGAAAGCAUUUGCUGCUUCAAGAUCUUCCUAUUUGAGACAGUUUGCUUUGCUUCUGUGCUUAACGUUACAGUUCUGAGCGUAGAACGCUACAUCGCUGUGAUUCACCCACUCAAAACCCGCUACGCAAUUACCAACAAGCACGCUCAAAGGGUCAUCGCUAGUGUUUGGGUUCUGUCCCUGAUCUGCGCCAUCCCAAACACUUCACUUCAUGGCCUGCAGUACCAGAACCUGCCAGAGAGGGUUCUGGAAUCAGCUACCUGCAACCUGCUCAAGCCCAAAUGGAUGUAUAACUUGGUGAUCCAGGUCACAACUCUUCUCUUUUACUUCGUCCCCAUGAUGAUGAUCAGUGUGCUCUAUCUGAUGAUUGGUCUGACACUGGGCAGGGGACAGAAGCAGAGGGAUGAAAAUCUGGACAAGAACCAAGACAGCUGGAAAAUCCACCUGGACAGCAGACGGAAGAGGCAGGUCACCAAGAUGCAUUUUGUGGUGGUAUUGGUGUUUGCCAUCUGCUGGGCUCCAUUCCACAUCGACCGACUCUUGUGGAGCUUCAUCACGAGUUGGACUGACCACAUGCAUAGCGUAUUUGAAUAUGUGCACAUAAUCUCAGGAGUGCUCUUUUACCUCAGCACCGCCGUUAAUCCCAUCAUCUACAACCUUCUCUCCAGUCGUUUCCGGGAGCGAUUUCAAGCUCUGGUGUGCAGUUGUCUGCCAUCGAGCUCUUCUCGUAAUGACUCAACGCCUUUACAUCAUCCCCAAAGACCCCCCACCGAUCUCCAACGUCCAGGCUAAGAGCAGAAACGUGGGCGGCUCACUUCCUUUUGUCAUUAGCAGCAGCAGGUGGGAACCAGAGAAUGAAUGCUUUCAUGUGAGACAACAUGAUCUGUGAUCUCACAUCUGAAGCCUAGGUUACAUCUCACUAAGCACAGAAAAAGAAUAAGAUGUGUCAAAUACAAUACUGUGUAAAUAAUAGGCUGUUCCUUAAAACUACAUGUGAACAGACACAUAUUGGGUUUGGAUUCAUACGGUCUGUCUGGCUUUUUGAAGUUACCUUAAGCUAAUAAUAACCAGUGUAGUUAUAUUGGCCAAAUAUAUAUAUAUUUUAUUUUUGAAUUUUUGAAUGAAAAUAAAACACUACACAGUUCUGCAGAAAGGCCAUGGCAUUCAUGGUCAGUAUUACAGUUCCUGUGGAUAUUAGUAAAAUAACAGGAGACAACAAGGUCAUUGAUUAAUAAAUAACAAAAUUGCUGC
Messenger RNA from Carassius carassius (crucian carp), 1996 nucleotides. RefSeq names its product neuromedin-U receptor 2-like. The coding region runs from base 368 to 1537 and encodes 389 amino acids. Gene Ontology annotation, cellular component: plasma membrane. Gene Ontology annotation, biological process: G protein-coupled receptor signaling pathway. The transcript has 3 exons. Gene Ontology annotation, molecular function: neuromedin U receptor activity. The record is from RefSeq and is a predicted model, not a curated record. NCBI's taxonomy places the organism in Eukaryota, Metazoa, Chordata, Actinopteri, Cypriniformes, Cyprinidae.